This is a messenger RNA of Microplitis demolitor, 1537 nucleotides long. Its product is annotated as mpv17-like protein 2. Gene Ontology annotation, biological process: mitochondrial ribosome assembly. Gene Ontology annotation, cellular component: membrane; cytoplasm. The transcript has 4 exons. The record is from RefSeq and is a predicted model, not a curated record. Lineage: Eukaryota; Metazoa; Arthropoda; Insecta; Hymenoptera; Braconidae. The coding region runs from base 838 to 1518 and encodes 226 amino acids.
AUUAGAUAAUAAUUUUUAUAAAAGCAAUUUUUGUGAUUAGUUAAUUUUUAUUUAUUUUUUUAGACGUACUUACUAUCAUUCUAUACUUCAAUCUUGAGCUUUUUAUAGUUUUUAUACCAUUCAUAAAAUUUUUACUGUUUAUAAUCGGCUGGGUUAUCGAGGAAGUUGUGAAAAUCAUAGUCUUAGAUACUAGUUUGUAAAUAGUGGAAGCGCAAUAGAUUAAAAGCAUGGUUUUUUAUCAUUAUUAUUAUUGUUUACUUGGAGUAAAACGCACGUCCAAUUCAGGACUUGUACGUCGAGGUGAUCAUCAAGUGCCACUACUUCUUUUUUGUUGAUUGAUAAAAAAAAAAGUAGCGGAAAAAACUCAUGAAGAUAUUUUUCCCUGCAUGACUGAAUGCGCAAACGCGAUAAGAAUGCAUCCUCGCGACGAAGACCUCGCCAAGGAGAAAAGGUAUUUAGCGUGGCCGCGGGAGUUAUCAAAUGUCAGUCUGUUACUGUCAGCGAUUGCUGUAGGAUGGGGAAUAGCUUUUUCUUGUCUUGCAAUCGUCUGUAGUCAGUAGCAAAGGGGUACCGCGUUAGAGGGGUCACUAAUUAAGGGCUCCCAGUUAAUUUAAAAUUUUUUUAAAGUCGUGGAAAGUUAUGCCACGACCUCAACCAAGUAAAUUUAUUUUUCCCAUGUACAAGCGUCAACGUAUCAAGAAUUGUCAAGGUGAAGAAAAUAUUAAAUAAACCAAAUAAUAAUAUAAAACAAGGGUGAUAAUUUUAUCAACUACUGAAUUGGUAAUUCAAAAGUUGUUUUAAUAUUUACGACUUUAUAAAUCCCUUCAUUCCAAACAAAUGAACUUUAUAAAGCAUAUUGUAUUUGGAAAAUACCUCGUAGUCACAAACACCGUGAGCUGUGGUUUGAUGAUGGGUAUUGGGGAUAUUUUGCAGCAACGCAGUGAACAAUGGAAACGUAAAUAUUUACAAUCGUCUACUGAUCAGGAGCUUGAUAUAAUGGAUGAUAAAAAAAGUAAUUUAUUAUUUGUUAAUUGCUCGAAUAAUUUUAAUGAUGACAGUACGAGUAAUCAGCUGGUGAAUCUGACGAAUAAAUUCCAAGAUAACGACUCGGUGACCAGUUGCCAUGAUCUUGUGAGAACGAAGAACAUGGCGAUGAUUGGUAUGAUCCAAGGUCCAUUCAAUCACUUCUUUUACGCGUUUUUGGAUCGAUUUCUGCCAGGUAAAACAGCCAGGUCGAUUGUAAAAAAGACAUUUCUUGAUCAAGUUAUUGCCAGCCCUACUUGUCUUUCUAUUUUUUUCUUCGGACAUGAGAUGCUUGAGCAGCGCGAUUUCCGCUUAAUGUACGGCGAAAUUUUGGAGAAACUUGUAGAAACUUAUAAAGUGGAUUGUUGUUUUUGGCCUCCUACACAAAUGUUGAAUUUCUUGUUCGUACCAAUGCGAUACCGCGUAAUUUAUAUUAAUCUUAUGAAUGUUUUUUACAAUAUAUUUUUGUCGUACACUAAAUAUGACGCUGAUUAAAAAGUGGACAAUAAUCGAG